Messenger RNA from Thelazia callipaeda (thelaziosis nematode), 1134 nucleotides. Lineage: Eukaryota; Metazoa; Nematoda; Chromadorea; Rhabditida; Thelaziidae. The record is from the annotation of a GenBank genome assembly.
AUGUGUCGCAAUCACGGUGGCGCAAAUCUGGAGUCAGCAAACGUUUUUGGUAUUCCUACCGCUAGCACCUCAUCGGUAGGUAAUAUUCAAUCGGUCGGUGCUGCCACUCAUAUGAAUACAAUGCUGACCAAUGCUGCUGGUCUAGCGGUCACAGCUGCAGCAUUUGAUUCUACUGCGCUUUAUCAAGCGCAAGCAUCAACUUUAGCACAGGGUAUGACAGCUCAAGAAUAUGCCUCGGUGAUGCCGACUUAUUCAACCGCUCUUUCAGCUUAUAAUCAGUACCCUUAUCCAUCCAGUAAUAACUUGGCUAAUGGAACUUUACCAACCUAUUAUACCUCAAAUUAUAUGAACCCCACAAAUCAAACUUACAGUAACUUUGGAGUAGCUACUGGGAUAUCACCGUUAGCUUCAGCAACAAAUCGGUCAACGUCCACUAUCCCUAGCAAUCCUUUAAUCUCUACCACAAAUGCCGGAAGUUCAAGUUCUACAUCCGCGGCUGUUUCCUCUUCUUUGGCGCAAAUUUCUCCAAAUUGCCGCUCUUCACGAGUCACCUUUAAUGAACAAACUCAGCAAGAAUUGAGUGGUACUACUUCAAAAUCAAGCCAAAUUAAAGAAGAACGGGAUGAAGACAUAGUAGACAGCAAAGGAGCUAACAGGAGGACUGAAAUUAAAAUUGCAAGUGGUUCUCAGAAAAAGCAGCAACCGGACAUGGCAUCUUCUCCACCGAGCGAAGCAGAAACAAAUGCUACAAUUGAUCAUGCCGUUAGUAGUACUACAAGCUUACAGUUAACUAGAAGUCAACCACAACAGCUAAUGCAAUCCAUACAAUCAUCUACUGCUGAUUCGUUGUCAACAUCUACUGUAAGCAGUCAACCUACUAGUGUCAUAUCAGCUGUCGGUACUGUACCGAUGAGCCCGUACGCCAAUCAAUAUCCAUCAUUUGGGUUGUACUCUAAUGGAGCUAUGACUGCGGUACAUCCCGAGUUAUCUCAGACAGCUUUGCCUACUCUUACUCCGAGUGCUUUUCGUAUUGGAAGUCUAAUCGAUAAUUAUAGUAUGUACAAUAAUAUGUACGCUGCGCAACCAUCCAACUCCCUCAGUGAUUAUCCUUAUCAGCAAACACUGUAUAGGUAA